UUCAGGACAAACCUUCAGUCUCUUACAUCAAAGAGGAGAAUAAGAAUAUUUUUUUAAUCAGCUGAAGGUAAAAUAGUUUUGUCCAAAUCUUCAGAGGAAACCAGUCGGUCCAUGUUUGAGUUUGUCAUGAUGACAUCAGCCGGAGUUUGUUCUCUCGUUCUGUCUGUCCUCGUCUCUUCCUCCAUCACGCUCUCGACUCAGAGCUCCCCUCCAAAGACGGACGACUUUCUGGGACCAGUCAAGUGUCUUGAAAAGAAUUUAACUCGUGAAUCCUGCGGCCUGGUGUUUUGUCCUCCGUGGCAGUCCUGCAUAGAUGGACAGUGCAUUUGUAAACCGGCCUACAAGUGUCCCACAGAGGGCAUGACCCCAGUCUGUACCCAUGGCAACAAGCACCUCCUGUCCUACUGCCAGGCGAUGGCUGUUUCCUGUCGGACCAUGAAACCCUUCAUGUCCCAUUUUGGAAAAACCUGCACAGCUGCUCAACCAAAGUUCAGAGGUUCAGUCGAAGAGGGCACGGAGGUGGUCAGGCUCUUUGUUCCCAGCACUGGGAGCACUGGAGGAUGUGGUGAGGAGUUGCUGGUGUGUCAGGAGCUGUGGGACAUGGCUGCUGCUAACGUGGCCUGCAAGGCGGCUGGGCACCCUCUAGGUGCAGCGUCUGCUGGCACCGUGUCGUACAUCUCCCUGAAGAGCUACCAUGAAGACCAGGAGUUACCCACCAAAUGUGUGAGUGUCCGUUGCCAAGGUUACGAGACCUCACUGGCAGAAUGUGUGAUCUACGACAAGACCGCCAUCGACAACGGGGAGAUCGCCACGGCAACCUGCGUACAGCCGACAGCAGGGGAGUGUGAGUUCAGGUGUGUGAACGGGAAGUGUGUGUCUCUCAGUCAGACGUGUGACGGAGUCGACGACUGCGGCGACCGCAGCGACGAGAUGUGCUGCAAGAAAUGCAGGAACGAAGCUUUCCGCUGCAGCACAGGUGUGUGUUUGCAUAAAGAAGCAGUCAGGGAUGGACAGAUCGACUGUCUUAAUGGCGAGGAUGAAUCAAAGAAACACAUAAAGCCACAGAUCUCACUUCCAAUGAACACAGAAUACAUCUCUCCCAAAAAUGAAACGAAGAACACCAGAGCUCAUCUGGAGUCAAGGCUGAGCUGUGGGAUUCCUAAAACCAGCACAGAGAACGAUGAGUAUGAGGAGCGAGGAAGAGGAGGCCGCUUUAAGAGAGUGUUGGGAGGAUGGCCAGCACAACGGACUCAGAUCCAGUGGCAGGUCGCUAUCGAGCUGAAAAAAAGGAUUCAGUGCGGAGGAGCUUAUAUUGGAGGCUGCUGGGUCGUCACUGCCGCUCACUGCAUCGGGCAAAACCCGUCCCUCUCCAUCACCACAGGCGCAGUUUCUGGUCAAGACAACCAAAGGCCCAAUCCUGCUACGCUGGUUGUGAAGUUUAGUCUCUGGAAGAGGAGCAGACCUCAGGAAACAACAGAUAUUGUUCCUGUUAAAGAUGUCCACGUCCACCCUCUGUACAACCCCAACACCCGUGAGAAUGACAUCGCCCUGUUGCAGCUUCAGAAGCUCCCACAUAGUGACAAGUGUUUGGAGGACAACCCUGCAGUCAGCCCUGUCUGCGUUCCCUGGACCACCAGGCUCUUCCAUCCCAGCCACACCUGCACUAUCUCUGGAUGGGGACAAGAUGGAGGUGGUAUACAGUCCUCGUACCUGCAGUGGGCCAACGUGUCCCUCAUUGAGGACUGUCAGAGAUUCCACAACGACAGCUUUAAACCUGGCAUGCUCUGUGCAGGUGAUCUGGAUGGCAGCGUGGACGCCUGUGAGGGGGACAAUGGAGGUCCUCUGGUGUGUAAGGAUGAACUCGGUGUUUCCUACUUGUGGGGCAUCGUCAGCUGGGGGAGGGGGUGUGGCCAGCCGAACUCUCCAGGAGUUUAUACACAGGUGGCUCAUUACUUUGAGUGGAUCAGGUCUCGGACAGGGUGGGCUGUGGUGACAAAGUUCAACUCCCAGUAACACUUUCAAAACCAGUCACAUAGGGUCCUAUUUUUAUAUUUCACUCUGACUACAGCUGUUUACUGACAGAAAACAUUCUUUGUUUUUUAAUAAAAGCAAGUUCAAUCAUCA
Messenger RNA from Epinephelus lanceolatus (giant grouper), 2124 nucleotides. Its product is annotated as complement factor I-like. The record is from RefSeq and is a predicted model, not a curated record. Lineage: Eukaryota; Metazoa; Chordata; Actinopteri; Perciformes; Serranidae. Gene Ontology annotation, biological process: proteolysis. Gene Ontology annotation, cellular component: membrane. Gene Ontology annotation, molecular function: protein binding; serine-type endopeptidase activity.